GAGGGGCGGGCGCGGAGGGAAGGAUAGACGGUGUGACGGUCGCCGCGAAGCGUGACCCUCACACUGCCACGGGACUCCAUCAGGGAAGGUGCUGUCGCGUGGCUCGCUGCCUCACCACCACCACCACCACCACCACCACCCACCACCACCACCACUACUGCUACUGUCACCUGCCCACCUGAUCAUACCGCAGUAGCAGCCAUCAUGGGCGUGCAACAACAAGAACAGCAAGGCGACCUCAAGCCACGUAAAUCACCGAAGCCUGUCAGCGAAGCCAGACGGAUCCGUAAGCCCCUCAUGGAGCGGAAGCGUCGCGAGAGGAUCAACACUAGCCUUAAUGACCUCGCCUCGCUGCUGACGGAGGCGCGGAUGGUGCGGCCUGACGCGGGAGGACGGCCUGCUAAGCUGGAGAAGGCCGACAUCCUCGAGCUGACCGUUAAGCACAUCAGGACGCUGAAGGAGAAAGGGAACGGCGUAGACCUUCCCACGGAGACAAAGAAGGUGGUGAAGAAAGAAGACAAGAUGGAAGAGGAGGAGGAGAAAAUCGAGGAAGUGACGGAGGAGAGAAAGAGAAGCUCUGCAGAAGGGAAAUACCUAGCAGGAUUCCGAAGGUGCAUGAAACUAGUGGAGGAGAAGUUGCAGCAGGCGGGGAAGGAGAUGUUGAAGGAAAGACUGCUGGAUCACCUCGGGUUGUGUCUGACCAACCUUGAGUCACGCCUGUCCGCACCAGACGCGCUCACUGCCGUUAAGAGCGAGGACAGCGCUGCCACCACGGGGGAGGACACAGGUGCCGGCGGGAACGAGAGCAACACGGCACAACCUGGCACGUGCCUCACCCUCACGCCCACCAGACUGCCCACGGGCGUGCUGGCCUUCGUGGUGCAGGGACCUCUACCCCCAGCCCUUCUCACGCAGCAGUCACCCUCAUCACCACCCUCACGCCCACAGUCGCCCUCCUCACAAAUCCCAGGCACCUUAACAUCAACCCACUCCACCACCACCACCACCACCACCUCCACCCCUUCUCCCCUCUCUUCCUCUCAAGAGUGUCAGUCUUCCCCAUGCCCCACGCUACCCAACGUCUUCACCACACCCACACCCACCCAUGAUAUAUCCACAUCCACCCCACGACAUCCCAUCCCACCCCACCACCACCUCCCAUCCUCCAGGCAUGACACCUUACCUCACACCUCCCACCCACGCCCAUACCCCACCUACGCCCCCACCCAGCGUGUCGCCGGUUUUCCGCACAUCAGGUGGAGGAAAUGGAUGUAGAGGAGGAGGGAGAGCAGAACACAACGCAGCCCUUCGAUUUAAGCCUGAGGAGGAUGUGGCGCCCUUGGUGAGAUAAGAUAAGAGAAGGGAAUAAAAGAAAGCCAACAGCACUGAACAGUCUCGCAAAGGGCAACUCGUGUGAUGCUGCCCUCUAAGAAACCGGUGCAACUAUGUUCUGUUAAAUUACUCGUCAUGUCACCUACCCUCUGACUCACUCACUCAUCUCUGCAUGCUGGUAAGAUACGGUUAUGUAUACUCCCCAAAGACAAUGGAGAAUAGAGUAUAAGUAUGUAUGAGUAUAUACUGUAUGUAUGCGAGGAAUACCAACGUUGUAAGCACAGGUCAGUACAUACAAGUGCACACACACACACACACACACACACACACACACACAUACACAUACACACACUCACUCACUCACAAUCACAUACAGUGAGAGAACAUUAAGCGAGUAAUUGGUGAAUACUUAUUGUUAUUAUUAUUAUUAUUAUUAUUAUUAUUAUUAUUAUUAUUAUUAUUAUUAUUAUUAUCAUUAUCAUCAUCAUCAUUAUUAUUGUCAUCGUUAUCAUCACCAGCAUCAUCAUUACUAUUGUUACCAUUUUCAUUAUUGCCAUCAAUGAUAUCAUUAUCAUUAUUUUCGUCUGUGAUAACCUAGACUUACAAUUAUAUAUAUUUAUAUUCGAUAAAGACAGAAGAUUAAAACGAGCCAA
Scylla paramamosain (green mud crab) is the source of this 1985-nucleotide messenger RNA. Its product is annotated as transcription factor HES-4-like. Gene Ontology annotation, molecular function: protein dimerization activity; DNA-binding transcription factor activity, RNA polymerase II-specific; RNA polymerase II cis-regulatory region sequence-specific DNA binding. The record is from RefSeq and is a predicted model, not a curated record. Lineage: Eukaryota; Metazoa; Arthropoda; Malacostraca; Decapoda; Portunidae. Gene Ontology annotation, cellular component: nucleus. The coding region runs from base 205 to 1275 and encodes 356 amino acids. The transcript is spliced from 2 exons. Gene Ontology annotation, biological process: regulation of neurogenesis; regulation of transcription by RNA polymerase II; anterior/posterior pattern specification.